Alligator sinensis (Chinese alligator) is the source of this 2152-nucleotide messenger RNA. It is a transcript of the gene LEMD1, whose product is annotated as LEM domain containing 1. The coding region runs from base 357 to 1322 and encodes 321 amino acids. The transcript has 10 exons. Lineage: Eukaryota; Metazoa; Chordata; Crocodylia; Alligatoridae. The record is from RefSeq and is a predicted model, not a curated record.
CCAGGUGCCGGGCAGCUGCAGCUAUCAUGUGUGUGGGACCAGCCAGUUCCCUGCCCCUCUCCAGAUCGGAUCCAGCCUUGAUUGAAGUCGGCUGGAACCUUUUUCACGGACUUCAACAGGUUUGGGAACAGCCUCCGCGUCCCAGGAGCCCUCGGGGCUGUUCGAAGCCAAGCCCAAAAUUUUAGCAACGUGUCCUGAGCAGGGCAACGUGUCCAGCCCGGUGCUGUGCGUGUCUUGUGAUGGAGGAUAAAGCAUCGGAGGUAUUGCAAUCUGCUUCAUAUCCGUCAUCUCAAUGAUCCCGGGAACAGGUACACGCAGCGUGGUGAUCGUUUUGUCCCCCCGGCACCCAUCAGCCAAUGAGUUUCAGGAGCAUCGCAAUGCAGCGUCUUCCCUUCGGUAUAUUCUCCGAGGUUCUGCUGUUGGACAACAUGGCCCAGGUUACUGUCGGUGUGCUGAUAGAAGAACAUCACGAAAACAGGAGCCAAGAAAACACAGAUGGAUUCCAGAUUAAACUACUGAGUGACAGCGAAUUGCAGAAACAGCUCCUCCUCUACGGAGUCGAACCUGGACCAGUACUACCUUCUACGCGGACUCUUUAUGAGAGCAAGCUAUUAGAGUUGAUGAAUUCGAGCCCACAAACACCACGUGGUCAGACAAAUGAAACGGAAGACCUUGACCGGUAUUCAGAAAUGAAGGAGGAGAAAACAAAAGAGACGACUACUGAAGUAGUCCUUGAAACAAAAGACUUCAAAGUGACAGCAGCCUGUGCCUCUGGCUAUGAUAAAGCUCCACACGCAGAAGUUUCAGAACGUCACAAGAAACUCCUGUCUCCUGAUACAGAUUACAGUCUUGCCAAGAUAGUAGCAGAGCUGGAACAAAUAUUGCCAGAGGAUAAGCUGGCAGCGCAUCUGAUGCAUGGACAAAAGCAGUCAGGUGGCAGCAGUCCUCAGCCCACACGCAGGAAAACGAUAGCUGACACACCUGGGGGCACUGUUGGCAAAGAUGAUGGCCAAGGUGAAACAUGGUUUCCAGCCUCUCAGUCUCCUGUUGGGAUAAGUUCUAGGCAAAGAGCAGCCAAGGAGAGUGGCCAUUCAACCAAGGAGACUGUAGAGACGGUCAGGGUGGAGAAGGAAAAGCUGAAGCUGGAAAAGCAGAAGUUCAGGGCAGAAGUGGCCCGAGAGGAUACUCAUCAGGGGCUCAUACCCAUGCCAGUGAGGAUCGCCAUACUCACCAUCUUCAUCUUUGUGCUCUUUGUGUACGUUACGAUGGAAACGAACCCAAACAACCCCUUCCUCCAGUUCAUCAUGGCAAGGUUUCUCUAGCAGUGCCACGGGUCCUCGUUAAGGAGCAUUUAGCCCCAACUCCACACUGAUGAAGGCGUGCUUUUCUCUUCCCUACAACUUGUGAGCAAGCUCUGCAGGUAGCGAAUUAAAAGACCAAAGUGAGGGGAAAAUAUAUAGUCACUGAGUUUUGUUUGUCUGGCGUUUUGUUAGACAGUAGCUUACAGCGACUGCUUUAUCAUGUCUCGCCUGCGCUGGUGGAAGUCAUGGACUGGCACACGUCUUUGGCCAGUGUCACCACUCAGAAGUAUUUAAGGGAUUGCAUUUUUGUCUAGCUGAUCAUUGGCUCCGUAAGAAGUUAACCUUUUCUCCUAUGGAGCCAUUCUGUUCCCAUAUGGGAGAAGCACUAGCUUUAGGCUCAGGAGAGAAAUCGCACCCGGACAUGGUGAGCCAAGUAACAGCCCCCAUGAUACCACACAAAGUGAGAAGCAAGUCUUAAAGUUUCAGGGAAUCGUUCUCACUGUAUCUCAGCCUUGACUGAGAGGAUACCUUCUUUUCCACCCCUCCAAUUUUUGUAGCGGGAAGGGGGGCUGUGGGUGUCGGCGUACUUCAACAUCAAUGGCGUGCUUUCCUCAUUUAAAGGUGACUGUUUUUUGUAAUACAGCUGAGAAUACACUUGGCUUUUGUAGUAGAGAGACAGACUGCUGCACUCAGGGCUUAACCCUGAGAAACACACCAAAAACUUAUUAAGUAGGGGUUUUAUGGCUGCAAAUGUAGCCAUUAAAUAGCAUAAAACAGUGGUGGUCGGGGGGACAACCUUUUUGGCCAGUGGGCCACAUAUUAGCCCCACUCCCUCCCUGAGCCCCAGUCUA